Messenger RNA from Racocetra fulgida, 139 nucleotides. Lineage: Eukaryota; Fungi; Glomeromycota; Glomeromycetes; Diversisporales; Gigasporaceae. The record is from the annotation of a GenBank genome assembly.
CUUAAAACAUUUAGCUGUUAAUGGAAUAAGAGCAUUAAGGAAGGCACUAACCAAGCAUCCUACUUUAACUUCCUUAAACCUUACAAGAUCUAUAGAUGAUAUUGGACUAGCAGAAGAUCUUGUUAGUUUUAUGCCAGAG